AUGUCAUCUAAACGUAAGUCGCCACCGUCCAAAUUGCAAGAAGGUGCUGCGGACGCCGAGAAACAAGAGGCAGGCCCUGCCAAUCUGGAAUUUCCUGACAACGAAUCAGACAUCGAUCAACAAACCUAUUACAAAUUCUCUCCAAGUUGUUCAACAAGGAGCUCUAUUAGUGAAGAAGACGCAACAAAUUACGAAGACGAAAGACCCAGUAAAAAGCAAAGAUUCGAAUCUCUAGACAUGACAAAUAACCUUCUAGUCCCAUCAUCAUUUCUUAGUUUACACCAAGACCUGCAAAGCAGAAGGCGAGACUCGUCAGAAUGCAGUAGUCCAGGCGCUGAAGCUAAAGUUUUGGGACUUUGUAAUAAUAAUAAUUCACUGCUGAAUCACAACAGUGCGUUAUCGCUUGCCCCGCCUCAUAAGCGGUCUAUGGAUGAUGUGCUGAAACGAUUGACAUCAAAAAUGAAUAAUAGUACGAUUAAAGAAGAGGAUAGGAAGAGGCCCACGCCGUCAACUACGCCAGUGAAACAGAAUAAUGACAGACGAGGAGUCUUAGACGCGGCGGCUCUGCAAGCUUUGGCCGGGGAAAGUGUGUUGGAGAAGGAACGUCAGCUAUCAGAGAUGAUCUUGCAACUUCAAAUGGUGAGAGAGCAGCUGCUGGCUCAGCAGGAGCAUGCGAAGAACAUUGGCAACGUAACGGCAGAAUUGGAGCUGCAAAGACUGCAACAGGAGCAACUACGACGGCAGGAGCUGGUGCGGCGAGGACAGCAUGGGUUGUACCCUGGCCCUCCGCUGGCACUGCUACCCUUGCUUGAGCAGAUGCGGCCACAACCACCGCAGACGCCGCAGAAUGUGUCCUCUCCUUGGCCGGCGACUGCGCAACUCGCCCAGCUGACAGCAAGCGCACGCAGCCCCCCACCCCCCGACCCAGAUACUCCCCUCAACCUGAGCAAGCAACGAUCUCCUUCUCCCGCGCAAUCUUCGCUUAUGCUGCCACGAUUUGUCCCCUACCCUUCCAUUGAGGAAAGUGGGAAUUACAGCAUGCCUAAAGAAGAUGACUUUAGUGCUGCUUGUAACACCUCAUCAUGGAGCCAGUCACCACAAGAAGACUCGGACAAGAUGAAGAUGGUCCGUCAGACAAAACGCGAUGAAGCCGGAAAGCCGCACAUCAAGAGACCAAUGAACGCAUUCAUGGUUUGGGCCAAAGAUGAGCGCCGUAAGAUUCUCAAAGCAUGCCCUGAUAUGCAUAAUUCGAAUAUAUCGAAGAUUCUCGGGGCUAGAUGGAAAUCCAUGUCAAAUGCUGAAAAACAACCGUAUUAUGAAGAGCAGUCACGUCUCUCUAAAUUGCACAUGGAGAAACAUCCUGAUUACAGGUACCGGCCAAGACCGAAACGGACGUGCAUAGUAGACGGUAAGAAGAUGCGGAUAUCGGAAUACAAAAACCUGAUGCGUUCGCGCCGACAAGAGAUGAGGCAGUUAUGGUGCCGAGAUGGAAGCAGUGAGCUCGGAUUUCUCCCUUCUCUAUCAUCCCCUGGACCCUCGAACUCUUCGCCACCCCCUAAUGGUGGAAAUUACGGCAACCCCGCUUUCUCUCCUCCACUGUCGCCUCGAGAGACCGAUUGAGGGUCGGCGCGCGGCUGGCCCUACCCGCACGCCGCGCCCCUCUCUAUUCCCCCUUCCCACCACCCUUGGUAAAGUUCUAGAAGCAACUAGAACCUUUUGAAUUCUCAAAGACUUAGAUUAAGUAUUGGAGGUUGAAAAGUUAAGUUUUCCUUUGCUUAUUCUGAUAAACAUUUUUUUUUGUUUAUUUGUACUAGUGCGUACAUUAUAUACGUUAUGAGGUGCAAUGUUAAAUGAACAAUAAUUCGUACAAGUAUUGCUUCAUCGGCUGUACGAUUUGUAACAAUUAUUACGAAAACCAGUGUCGUAAUCGGAUCUCUAAAUACUGAAUUGUUAUGAGAACGAGAUUAUUCCAUUAGUGAUUUAAGAAAUCCUAGAAAUGGACUCUAAUAAGAACUUUUAAAUCUUAUCCAAUUUGUGAUUGGAUUCCAAUGUCUCAACAUUGUAGUUGAACGGGACUUAGAAAUCUAUAGGGCAAUUUUAUCUUCUUCAAUACACAAGAAAGCUUGCCCAGAAUGGGCUUUACUACACUGUUUUUCUGAAAGACAAAAUGUACUAAGUAAAUAUGUAAUCACAGAAAUCUGAGCCUAUUUAUUUAGAUUUCUGUGAAUAUAAUAAAAUUUAUCAAAUUUGCCAGAAGAUGAUAUUAUCCCAUAGACGCCUUUUUACCCCAAAAUCCCUAUCUAAUAAAUGUUUUAAAGUAGUUUUGGCACAUUAUCUUCUUCGAAUAAGCAAAAAACAAUAGUGCCAAAAGUGUAUUAAACCAAGUAGAAAAUUAGAAAAGUGUAUAUAAAAUAGGCUAUUACGUCAUAAUAUUAUUAUUUAAAACUGGAUUUUACUAGUUGUAUCUGGUAUUUUUUAAUGUAAAUAAGUACAAUUCCCUUUUUGUAGAUAAAUAGGUAAUAUGAACAAGUGUAGUCUGGGCUAAUGUCUUAUGUAUAAGGUUUGGAGAUUAGAGUUAAAAUUAAGGCACUUUAAAUAUUUAAAACUUGUGUGGCCAUGUGUAAAUGUUAGUACGAAGUUUAAGGGUCAAACCACAUUAUGGAUCACACAUCAGCACCUCGAUUCUAAAUAAUAAUCAUGGUCGCAUUGAAGUCUUUGCUGAUGGAUGCUGGUAACUGUGUUUUGACCUUUAGUGUAUUUUGUAGAUGCUCCUUUAAUUGUAAGCUACUAAAAAUGUAUCAAACCAAAAAUUUGAAGCGAAAUGCUUGAAAAUUUAAGUGUUUUGAACACGUGAACUGUUUUGUUAAAAUCCAGUGAUAUCUAUAUACCUAAUGCAUAAUUAUUGUAAUAAAUAAAUACUCAUAGACUAUAGUAGAGAUUUGUAAUAGAAAUAAUUUUGUCUAUUAGCUGGUUCACUUAUUAAGCCAGUCUUUUUAAAAAUAUACCUACUCUGUGUAAAGAAAUAAUCAGUGACAUUAAAUUUGUAACAAACGCAUAAUAAGAAAUGUCGAUUCUAUUGUCUAAAACUAAAUAUAAAUUGACAUUGGUUGGUUGAUUUCGUUAGGAAUAUACUCUUUGUUUGCCAGCGUAUUUUCAGAAUGUCUGAUAACAAAAUGUCGGACGAUUAUCGAUAAAUAAAAAGCAGUUUAUUCAGUGGGCAUCACUGAAAAAAAAACAAGGUGUUGUUUAUGGUGAUAUUGUAACAUAUUUCCAUAAUGCCUAUCAAGCAACAAUUUCAAGCAGUGACUGUAAUUCGUUGUAAUUGAUUCAAUUAAAUAAUGAAUUUAAUCAUGUUGUAAUUUAUUCCAAAAUAGUUUCAAGAAGAAUCGACAUUAACAUAUACCAGUAAUGUAAAUCA
Molecule: messenger RNA, 3418 nt
Organism: Hyposmocoma kahamanoa
Lineage: Eukaryota; Metazoa; Arthropoda; Insecta; Lepidoptera; Cosmopterigidae
Gene: Sox102F
Product: transcription factor SOX-6
Exons: 6
Coding region: 1-1620 (539 amino acids)
Biological process (GO): cell fate commitment; regulation of transcription by RNA polymerase II
Cellular component (GO): nucleus
Molecular function (GO): RNA polymerase II cis-regulatory region sequence-specific DNA binding; DNA-binding transcription factor activity, RNA polymerase II-specific
Source: RefSeq, a predicted model, not a curated record